AUGCCGGCAAGUGGGUUGUACCACAUGGUGUCCCUCGAUGACCUGACCCGAGCACACUCCGCAUCUGGUACUGGAACGAGGGUGCUCGCUUCUGUUCCCCGUGGCGCCAGGUUCCAUGCUUCCUCCAGCGUCCCCGUUCCUGGUCGCUCGGUCAUCGGCACCCGGAGUACCCGUUCGUCCCGAUUCCCUUCCCCGGUGUGUUCGUGCCGGAUGUGAUGGCGUUCCUCUUUCUCGCGACUCACCGUCUGGAUCCGGUUCACUUCCCUGCCGGCGUCGCCUGUUUCCGCCUUGAGGUGGUUCCGAGGAAGUUCGUUGACGUUCACCCGAUGUAGUAGCGNAUAGUAGCGUCAUCCGACAAUCCGCUACCCUCGCGAGCAGAUGGUCUGCGCCGCCUUGGCGU
Molecule: messenger RNA, 400 nt
Organism: Ectocarpus sp. CCAP 1310/34
Lineage: Eukaryota; Phaeophyceae; Ectocarpales; Ectocarpaceae
Source: the annotation of a GenBank genome assembly